AAACAUUGUUUUGUCCCAAACACAAAUUUCUCUCAACACAUUUCAACAACAUAUAUAUAUCCCCAAAAGCAGCCAUGGAAGAAGAUAAACAAGAAGCUUCAAUGCCACUAGUUCCCAUAGAUAGCUUCUCUUACAGUUGGUUAGUUAAUUUCCCUUCUUUAGAUGAUCAUCACCAUCAAACCUACGAAGACUCUUCUUCUUCUUCUUCUUUCAUCGAGAUGGAUCCAAGAUUGCCUCCUUCAAGAAGAUUCAUCAUCAAGACAUCACAUGAGAGCAGCUUCAAGUUCGACAGCUUCGUCUCUUUCUCCGACGAAGACCACUCCUCUUUAGUUCACGCGGACGAGCUUUUCCGCGACGGCUACGUCGUGCCUUAUCGGUUAAAAGCCACGUCGUCCUCAGCGGCUACCGAGGAAGAAUCUGAGCCGUUGGAUACAACAACAACAACAACCACGGGGAAGAUCGAGACACGUGGCGUUAAGAGCAAGUCUUCUUGUAGAAAGCUGAGGAGAGUGUCUAAAUGGGUCUUGUUGAAGUAUCUUGAUUUCUUGACGCCAUUGUGUAGAAGAUUAAGGAGAUGCAGAUCCGCUGGACCAAACAUCGGUAUGGAUUCGAGGAUUCGUGUAACGACGUCGUCUAGGAGCAGAGUUUAUUCUUCUGAUGAGACGACGUCGUCGCCGAGAAUAAGUGUAGCCGAUGACUAUAACUGGAGAAGGUCUUGUGACUCCGAGAGCUCUAUAUACGAAGCUGUUCUUCAUUGCAAGAAAUCAUUCGAGAGAUGAGAAGAGAAUACAUGGAAGAGAGGAGCUGGUAGAGGAAUAUUAAGCUUAAUUUGCAAUAACACGUUAACACAUGGAGUGGGAGAGGGAGAGAGCAACUUGUGAUGUGUCUUUUUGUUGUUUCUCUUUCUUGAAUUAAAGAGAUUGAUGUGAGUGAUCCAUGUGAAUGUGUCAUCUGAUGUGGAUCAAGAAUGUUUUUGUUUUUUUACAUGAGUGGGCACAUUUAUAGAAAUAUAAAAUAUAUAUAUAUGGGGCUGCAAGCAGAAUCAAGAAAAUAUUUUCAGAUUUUCUUGGCUAUUUUUUUUUCUCCAUAUAUUUGAGAAUUGAGGAGUCAUGUAAGUUAAAUAGUUUCUUUACCCAUGUUUACUUUUUUUUUUUUUUUUUUUCUUGGGUCCAAUUGUGUGUGUUUUGAAUAUUCUUACUUUUUGUGCAAUUUUUGUCUUUUCUUGUCUUAGAGGAUCAU
Capsella rubella is the source of this 1239-nucleotide messenger RNA. Its product is annotated as probable membrane-associated kinase regulator 6. NCBI's taxonomy places the organism in Eukaryota, Viridiplantae, Streptophyta, Magnoliopsida, Brassicales, Brassicaceae. The record is from RefSeq and is a predicted model, not a curated record. Bases 75 to 779 code for a protein of 234 amino acids. The transcript has 2 exons.